This is a messenger RNA of Cavenderia fasciculata, 1308 nucleotides long. RefSeq lists its product as uncharacterized. The transcript has 6 exons. NCBI's taxonomy places the organism in Eukaryota, Evosea, Eumycetozoa, Acytosteliales, Cavenderiaceae. The record is from RefSeq and is a predicted model, not a curated record. The coding region runs from base 1 to 1308 and encodes 435 amino acids.
AUGAAUGAACAAGAGAAAAGUUCACUUGAAGAGUUGAUUGAUCAAUGCAAUGGCAAUGGUAGUAAUAGUAAUAGUAAUACAUUUCAAUCAAUUAUAGAUGGACAGUUAUUAUACCUUUACUUAAAAUAUCAAGAGCAAGACGAAUAUUUCAUAUCAUUGGCAAGAAAGAGACCAUUAGAGAUACUAUCAUCAUUCAAUGGUAGAGAUUUAAAGGCAACACGUGAUACUGUAUUAAGAUUAUAUGGUGUAUUAUUCAAAGGUGUAAAUCAACAAUUAGAAUAUGAAUUGGGUACAAAUCAACAACAAGACAAAGAAAAAGAAGAAAGUUUAAACAAUCUACAAAGAUUAUAUAACGAUACGAUAGAUUCACUCGUAUCAUCGAUUAAAGUACCAGAGGAAAUCAACUUUAUAGAUGAAGAACAAAUUGAUCAAAUGUUAAUGAUGGUAUUAGAAUAUCAUUAUAAUGGUGAUGACAAUGAAAAGAAUAGUUAUUGGACAAAUGAUAGUAUAUCGAAAUUGGUUGACUCGAUUCUAACCAAAUUGAUUUCAUACCAGAAAUGUACCUCUUUUAAAGAUAUUUGUAUCCAAAGAAAGCAAUCGAUUUAUACAACCUUUUUACCAAUUGCAAAUAGAGAUGAUAAAACUUGGCAAAAACGUUUAAUCACAAUCCAUGCCUUUAAAUCAUUUAUCAUUUUAUUAAAGGAAAAUGAACUUGUAGAUAUUAUAACAUACGAAUUUAAAUUAUUGGUUCAAAGUGCACUUGCCAAUAUGAUUCAAAACACUCACUCAAUGAUUAAAAUAAUUGGAAUUCAAAUAUUAAAUUAUUUAUUAUCAAUAUCAUCCCCAACUAUUUAUAGAUCAAUCAUUAAUGAUGAUAUUUAUAAUGCACUAAAUUCAUCAAUUGAAUUAUUUGAUAUUGAUGAUCAAAAUACAGAUGAUGAAUUUAUUAGAUCAAGUAUUGGAUUAACAUUUGAUCUAUUAUUUAAAUUACUAUUUUCAAUUUAUCAUUUAAAUACAAAUGAAAUCACUCAUCCAUUAUUUAUGGAUCAAUCUCAAUUAUCAGUUCAACAACAACAACAACGAUCUAAACCUACUACUACUACUUUGGUUACACCAUUUUCAAGACAUCAAGAUAUGAUCCAAUUAAUUCAAAAGAUUUUAUCUUCAGAAAAAUCAAGUACAUUUAAAAAGACCAUUACACUACGAUACUCUGUUCAAUUAUUCCAAGCAUUAUCAAUUUAUUUAACAAUGUUUUUAAAGAAUAUUUUACCAAUUUUAAUACAUUUGAUUGAACAUUGGAAUGUUUAA